This is a messenger RNA of Eubalaena glacialis (North Atlantic right whale), 358 nucleotides long. RefSeq names its product sodium-dependent multivitamin transporter-like. The record is from RefSeq and is a predicted model, not a curated record. Lineage: Eukaryota; Metazoa; Chordata; Mammalia; Artiodactyla; Balaenidae. Bases 84 to 347 code for a protein of 87 amino acids. The transcript is spliced from 2 exons.
UGAGAGCAGGGGGAGAGCAGGGGGCCGCGGGUGUCCCCUGGUUACACAGUAGGAGCCUCGGGAGCACUUUGUCUUCAGGCGGAAUGCGGGGCCGGACCCUGAACCCUCGGACCAUUUACCCAGUGUUGCCGAAACUCGUUGCCCUCCUGCCCAUGUCCUGUCAGAAGCGACUUCACUGCAAAACCCUCAGCCAGGAUCUCUCUGUGGAAACCGCUGUGUUUCCGGAGAAGGUGAGCAAUGGGAUGCUGAGGGGCAGCAGAGACAAGGAGGCCAUGGAUGUGCCUGAGGAAGGCCCAGCCCACCAGGGGAUCAGCCCCACCCUCAUCCUUCAGGAGGCCUCACUGUGAUCUGGACUCGG